UAUUGUUUAGAUAAAAUUCGAUUUUUUGAUUUAGUAUUUUGUAAUCCACACCAAUUAUGUUAAUACAUAUGAUUAUCGCAUUUGCUAAAGAUGUUCUGUUGUGACUUCUUCUUCAUGCUGGAAUAGUCUUCUAAUUAGAUUCUGAGUGAUCUAUAGUGAGUCUAGGCGAGAUAUUGUAGCCUACAGCUCUAAGCAACGUAAUGAAAUCGUUGGUUCGACUCCGGCCUGCUGUUCUCAGUGUAAAAUCUCUGUCAAUAAAUGCCCAAGGCUACGUGUCAACUUGGUCACGCCGACGCGGAAUGUAUGAUCGUAUUAUUCGCGUCGACCACGCUGGAGAGUUCGGGGCGGAUCGCAUCUACGCGGGGCAGAUGGCCGUACUUGGGAAUACCGAUGCAGGUCGAGUGGUGCGUGACAUGUGGGAGCAGGAAAAAGAACAUCUUCGUAUGUUCAAUGAGCUUGUUGAAAAGCAUGGAGUACGCCGAACUGUCCUUAUGCCGUUCUGGGACAUUGCCGGCUAUGCUCUAGGUGCUGGAUCUGCUUUGCUGGGUAAAGAAAUGGCUAUGACAUGCACAAUUGCUGUCGAGAGUGUCAUUACUAAACAUUACAAUGAUCAGAUAAAAGAACUGACGGAUGAUGAUCCCGUGCAAAACAAAGAACUACUUGACGUGUUGACUAAAUGCAGAGACGAUGAAGAACAUCAUCACGAUUUGGGAAUUUUACAUCAGGGCAUGGAGUCACCCUUUUACAAUAUUGCAUCUUGCUUAAUUAAAACGGGUUGUAGGAUUGCCAUAGCAAUUGCAGAAAGAAUAUAGGUUGUAGAAAUGCUAUAAAUAAUACAAGAGAAUUCGCUAGAAAAGAACAGCUGCUGGCUCUGUAUUGUCUAUGCUUAUUAAAAAAACAACACAGUAUUCGUUCGUUAUGCCUAUAUUAGCGAUCAUAUGAACGCUAAUCCACAUAUAUAUAAAUUUCAUUAAAAUACAAAUUGGUGUUUUCUCCUCAACUGCUGACUACAGAGCAAAGUUCGUCCAAACCUUACAACAAGAAAAAAAUUUGUUUUGUACAAUGGAUUUCCGACAGGAAUCUAAAGCAAUAUUAGUAGUUCAAUCAACCGUGAAUCGUUGGAAUAAAGCUGA
Molecule: messenger RNA, 1133 nt
Organism: Varroa destructor (honeybee mite)
Lineage: Eukaryota; Metazoa; Arthropoda; Arachnida; Mesostigmata; Varroidae
Gene: Coq7
Product: ubiquinone biosynthesis protein COQ7, mitochondrial
Biological process (GO): ubiquinone biosynthetic process; regulation of reactive oxygen species metabolic process; regulation of gene expression
Cellular component (GO): nucleus; mitochondrial inner membrane
Molecular function (GO): 3-demethoxyubiquinol 3-hydroxylase activity
Source: RefSeq, a predicted model, not a curated record